AUGGCUGAAAUCACCGGCCUGGUUCUCUCUGGCAUCCCUCUCGUACUCUGGGCACUAGAGAAAUAUUCAGAGCCUUACGAGACCUUCCACAACUACCAUGUCUCGAUAGAGACUUUCCGGGCCAGGUUGGAUAUGCAGCACAAACAGCUCCAGACGACGCUCAGAAACAUCGGUUUGAUCGAGCCGUCGAUUGAUGAGCUGCGCGAAUGCCUGGAGGCCAAGUUUCCCGCGAUGUCCCACAGUCUGAUGCCGAACGGCCUGCCCGAGAAAGUCCAGUGGGAAUGGCGCAGAGUGAAAAACAGUGUCAGCACAAGAAAGCGUAAUAAGCUGGUUGACGACCUCAGGCAUUGGAACGAAGACCUGAGGAACGCUCUCGAAAAGGCAGAGAUUCCCGCGGAAGAUGACAGCGGCAAGGUGCAGGAUCUGAGGCGCUGUUUCAGCCUUCAACGCUGCGACUCCAUCCGCCAGUGCCUGGGUUCCCUUCACCAUGCCCUGAGAUCUAGGUUCCAGUGCGCCUGUCCAACGCCUCACCAAGCGGCUAUCAAUCUCGACUGGCCGGCCUAUGAGGCAGAUGUGAACAAACCGUUCAAGGUUGCCAUUUCUUACCAUCCCAGCGCGCCGCCGCAACACCCAAUUUCAUGGCGAGAGCUGCACUUCACUUUGGAGUCACUUACCCAGCAAGCUAAGCCACACGUUGCGUUGCUGGUUCCGCCGUCACCGCCACCUAGAGCCCGUUCUCCGUCCUCAUCGAUCAGGUCCAAGUUCGUGCAGUUCAAAGCCACCUACUCAAAGUCUCGGACAGUUCCAUCUCAACCAAAACCCUCCGCCACAAGCACUCCUUCUCCUCCUCCUCCUUCCACUGCUCCUAGUUCGUCACAGACAGUGGCCGCGGUGGUAGCCUCGGGAGGUAGCGAGAUAGCCUGUCUCUGUGCUGCUCUGCAAGCAAAGUGUAAACUAACAGGCAACCUCAAAAUCCCAGGCGACGAUCAAGAUAGGCAAUUCUCCCUUGCCCACCACCAAACGAAUGCGCCAAACAUCGUCAAAGUGAUCCCUCUUCUGUCUCUAGUUCAUAGGCAGCCACAGCAACAAGACCCUUGGCUCUUCCUAUCGGCAAAACAGAGAUACGGCAUCGCCGCCUCCAUUUCGUGGUCUGUCCUGCACCUCGGUGGAAGCCCCUGGUGUAGUGAACAGUGGUAUCAAAAGCAAGUGGCCAUUUUCAUCGAGAAAACAAGAAGUGGCCGCGAGAUCCUCUCACAGUACCCCUGUAUAUCAGAUAUAUUCUCUCCGCCCACAGCACCGAGGGAGGAGCAGCCCCCGCAUGAUCUGGAGGACCUUAUCCCCAACAGAACUAUCUUUGCACUCGGAAUUUUCCUUAUAGAGCUGUGUACCAACAAAUCAGUCCUAUUGCAUACCUCAAUCCUUGACGUCUAUCGGGCUGCCAUCGGCAGCCUUGAUGAGGUUUACCGUAUAGCAGGAGACUCUUAUGGAUAUGCUACUGAGCGAUGUGUGAGAUUUCGCUUUCGGGGCCGGGACGUCUGCAAGGACUUUGAAUUCGCCCAGUUCCGCCAACAGUUUUAUGAAGUGGUGGUGGCGCCGAUCCAGGCAACUUAUCUCAUGUUUCCAAACUCGUCUAGGCCCAUAUAA
Nannizzia gypsea CBS 118893 is the source of this 1644-nucleotide messenger RNA. RefSeq lists its product as hypothetical. The transcript has 3 exons. NCBI's taxonomy places the organism in Eukaryota, Fungi, Ascomycota, Eurotiomycetes, Onygenales, Arthrodermataceae. Bases 1 to 1644 code for a protein of 547 amino acids. The record is from RefSeq and is a predicted model, not a curated record.